Messenger RNA from Penicillium oxalicum, 924 nucleotides. Its product is annotated as mitochondrial 54S ribosomal protein uL15m. The transcript is spliced from 2 exons. The coding region runs from base 1 to 924 and encodes 307 amino acids. The record is from RefSeq and is a predicted model, not a curated record. Gene Ontology annotation, cellular component: mitochondrial large ribosomal subunit. Gene Ontology annotation, molecular function: structural constituent of ribosome. Gene Ontology annotation, biological process: translation. Lineage: Eukaryota; Fungi; Ascomycota; Eurotiomycetes; Eurotiales; Aspergillaceae.
AUGCCACCUCGAUUGAUGGCGCUGCCUACGCAGCUGUCGCAACUGAUCAUGCGGCCGACCAUACAGACAUCCCCAUUGGCAUUCCUCGCUCCGACUCUGCAGCAAUCCCGUCACGCUUCUAUUCUCUCCUCGCUCUCCGACAAUGCCACGGCAUACAACAAGCGUAUUCGCCGCGGUCGAGGUCCAGCUUCUGGAAAGGGAAAGACCUCUGGUCGUGGUCACAAGGGUCAGAAGCAGCAUGGCAAAGUUCCUGCAGGGUUCAAUGGUGGUCAGACGCCGGAUAUUGUUGUACACGGCGAGAAAGGAUGGAACAACAUCUUCGCCCUUGACAUGGCCCCUGUCAACCUCGAGCGCAUUCAGGAAUGGAUCGAUCAGGGUCGGAUUGACCCUACCCGUCCCAUCACUAUUCGUGAAUUGACACACUCGCGAUGCAUUCACCAACCCAAGGACGGUGUCAAGGUGCUUGGCGGCUCCGCCGCCGCCCUCAAGCAACCCAUUCACCUGGUCGUAUCCCGCGCCUCCGCCUCCGCAAUCGAAGCCGUCGAAGCCGCCGGCGGCUCUCUGACAACCCGUUUCUACACUCGUAACGCCAUUCGUCACAUUCUCCGCAUGGAAUCUCAUCCCUUCAUCUCCUUGGCUUGGGCACCCGAGAGCGGACCCGAGGCUCUGCUCAAGGCUGACGGUACUCCCGAGGAUCUGUCCGAGGCCAAUGUGAUGAAGACCUUGGGCCUGAAGUAUCGUUUGCCGGACCCGACACGCCGUCGUGAUAUUGAGUAUUACCGUGAUCCGGCGCACCGUGGUUACCUGGCUCACCUGCUGAAGCCCAUGGAGGGACCCAGUUUGUUCUUCCGUUCGCCGGAGGAGCGCAAGUCGGCGGCUGGUACGAAGAAGGAGAAGGUUCUGCCGGAGAACAGACUCUGGUAG